AGCACCACCAGCCCCAACAACAACAAACGUACUAAAGCUCGCACCCCCCUUCCACCCAUCCCAACGACCCUCGCCUCCGCCAGCGCCUCCGACCUUCUCAUCCUCCGUCUUCGCGACGAGGCCUCCACCCCUUGGUCCGCCAUCAACCAGGCAUGGACGGAUCUGACGGGGAUCAGUGUGGGCGGGUCGACCCUCCGAGCGAGGUAUAACACCAUGAAGAAGAAUUUUGUGGUGGUGGAUCCGGGUGAUGAAGCAAAAAUCCUCCAAGCUAAGAAGGAUGUUGAGGGACGAUUGGAAACGGAGAAGUGGAGAUUGAUUGCUGAGGAGGUGGGAAAGGCUGGUGGGGGAACUUAUCCUGGGGAGUGUUUGAGGAAGUAUGUGAGGGAGAUGGAGAAGGGGAAGAAGAGUGCUUCUGCU
Molecule: messenger RNA, 417 nt
Organism: Aspergillus eucalypticola CBS 122712
Lineage: Eukaryota; Fungi; Ascomycota; Eurotiomycetes; Eurotiales; Aspergillaceae
Exons: 2
Source: RefSeq, a predicted model, not a curated record